Messenger RNA from Chaetura pelagica (chimney swift), 351 nucleotides. RefSeq names its product ghrelin/obestatin prepropeptide (gene GHRL). Gene Ontology annotation, cellular component: extracellular region. The transcript has 4 exons. The record is from RefSeq and is a predicted model, not a curated record. Gene Ontology annotation, biological process: negative regulation of inflammatory response; positive regulation of growth hormone secretion; regulation of response to food. Gene Ontology annotation, molecular function: growth hormone-releasing hormone activity; ghrelin receptor binding. Bases 1 to 351 code for a protein of 116 amino acids. NCBI's taxonomy places the organism in Eukaryota, Metazoa, Chordata, Aves, Apodiformes, Apodidae.
AUGUUUCUCAGAAUUACUCUGCUGGGAAUUAUGCUUUUCAGCAUCCUCUGGACAGAAACUACUCUAGCUGGCUCUAGUUUUUUAAGCCCUGAAUAUAAAAGACUGCAGCAACAAAAGGGUCCAAAAAACCCCCCAGCACAAGUGCAUCGCCGAGGCGCAGAGGGGUUUUGGGAUGCAGAUGAAGUGGGAGCAGAGGAUGACAGGAACAGCAUUGAAAUUAAGUUUGAUGUUCCCUUUGAAAUUGGUGUCAAGAUAACAGAAGAAGAGUAUCAAGAGUAUGGACAAGCUCUGGAGAAGAUGCUAGGGGACAUACUUGAAGGGAAUGCUAAAGAAACUCAGAUGACAAACUGA